GGCCCGUCGUACAAGUUUUACCCCAACCACAAACCGAUGGAGUGAAUGUUGACACGAGUGUUUAGUACAGCACGGACAGGACUUGAGAAGAUGUUGCAGUUUCCAGCAGCUGAAAGAAAUAAGGGACCUAUCCUUGAGGUACUGCAGCAAGCCCUACCCCAUGACACUGAAGGACUAGCGCUUGAGGUAGCCUCAGGAAGUGGUGCCCAUGUGACACACUUCGCUCAACACUUUCCUCACAUCACAUGGCUACCCAGCGAAAUUGAGGACAGGAACCUCAAAAGUAUUUCUGCAUUUACACAACAUGCCAAGGUGUCAAAUGUGAAGGAACCGGUACUCCUUGAUGUGACGACAGACCCCAAGGGUUGGGGAGGUGGCUUAGGGCAAGCGUCACUUAAAGUCAUCCUCAAUGCCAACAUGAUCCAUAUUUCACCCUGGGAGACAGCUUUGGGCCUGUUUGUUGGAGCUAAUUAUCUUCUACAGCCGGGAGGAUAUCUAUUUUUAUAUGGUCCAUUUGCUGUUCAUGGAAGUUUGACCCCAGAGAGUAAUGUGAAAUUUGACCAGUAUUUAAGAUCACAGGACUGUAGAUGGGGAGUGAGAGAUGUGGACGAUGUAGAGAAGCUGGCGAAAACAAACCGACUGAAGAUACAUAAAAUUGUGGAUAUGCCAGCAAACAAUAAGAUGUUGAUAUUCCUGAAGGAAAGCUGAUAAUGUGAUAAUUUUAGGCGUGGUUGAUCUGUGUAUUGUUGUAAUGAUUUUACAGUAAAUGUGCUUUAUAUUCAAA
Molecule: messenger RNA, 784 nt
Organism: Ylistrum balloti
Lineage: Eukaryota; Metazoa; Mollusca; Bivalvia; Pectinida; Pectinidae
Product: methyltransferase-like 26
Exons: 7
Coding region: 46-708 (220 amino acids)
Source: RefSeq, a predicted model, not a curated record